Molecule: messenger RNA, 1302 nt
Organism: Acanthosepion pharaonis
Lineage: Eukaryota; Metazoa; Mollusca; Cephalopoda; Sepiida; Sepiidae
Source: the annotation of a GenBank genome assembly
AUGAAUAGCGUUUGUGAUCAAUGCUUCUGUAGCGCUGAUCACAAGGUAUUGUGUUACAAACCGCGACGUCGGCCAGAGAGUGAUUUAUUGGGAGGAAUUAUUCCUUACGAUCUCGUCCCUCAAUCACUUGUCCGCGCUGAUGUCGGGCGUAAGCCAGAAGGGCAAAUUACCCAUAACAAUAUCUAUCUAUCUAUCUAUCUAUCUAUCUAUCUAUCUAUCUAUCUAUCUAUCUGUUCAUAUCUAUCUCCCUAUCUCUUUCUGUCCAUAUCUCUCUAUCUCCUUCUGUUAAUAUCUAUCUAUCUAUCUAUCUAUCUAUCUAUCUAUCUAUCUAUCUAUCUCCCUACCUCUUUCUGUCCAUAUCUCUCUAUCCCCUUCUGUUCAUAUCUAUCUAUCUAUCUAUCUAUCUAUCUAUCUAUCUAUCUAUUUGUUCAUAUCUAUCUCCCUAUCUCUUUCUGUCCAUAUCUCUCUAUCCCCAUCUCCAUAACAAUAUCUAUCUAUCUAUCUAUCUAUCUAUCUGUUCAUAUCUAUCUCCCUAUCUCUUUCUGUCCAUAUCUCUCUAUCUCCUUCUGUUCAUAUCUAUCUAUCUAUCUAUCUAUCUAUCUAUCUAUCUAUCUAUCUAUCUAUCUAUCUAUCUCCUUACCUCUUUCUGUCCAUAUCUCUCUAUCCCCUUCUGUUCAUAUCUAUCUAUCUAUCUAUCUAUCUAUCUAUCUAUCUAUCUAUCUAUCUAUCUAUCUAUCUAUUUGUUCAUAUCUAUCUCCCUAUCUCUUUCUGUCCAUAUCUCUCUAUCCCCUUCUGUUCAUAUCUAUCUAUCUAUCUAUCUAUCUAUCUAUCUAUCUAUCUAUCUAUUAUGAUAAUUUACUCACGCACGCACGAACUCUCCCAGCUAUAAAUAGGAGCAGCCAUAACAAUAUCUAUCUAUCUAUCUAUCUAUCUAUCUAUCUAUCUAUCUAUCUAUCUGUUCAUAUCUAUCUCCCUAUCUCUUUCUGUCCAUAUCUCUCUAUCUCCUUCUGUUCAUAUCUAUCUAUCUAUCUAUCUAUCUAUCUAUCUAUCUAUCUAUCUAUCUAUCUAUCUAUCUCCUUACCUCUUUCUGUCCAUAUCUCUCUAUCCCCUUCUGUUCAUAUCUAUCUAUCUAUCUAUUUGUUCAUAUCUAUCUCCCUAUCUCUUUCUGUCCAUAUCUCUCUAUCCCCUUCUGUCCAUAUCUAUCUAUCUAUCUAUCUAUCUAUCUAUCUAUCUAUCUAUCUAUCUAUCUAUCUAUCUAUUAUGAUAAUUUACUCACGCACGCACGAACUCUCCCAGCUAUAA